GACCUAGGACUGGUAAAUUGAAGUCUCGAAGCCUCAGCAAGUCUGUGCGAUGGGGCCUUCACACCGGUCCUCAGGAGGCUACCGCGAGAUUUUAAAAGCGCUUUUGGAGAAAGUGCUGGUUUUUACUGGAGACAGUGAAUGAUCACUAAAACCCACAAAGGAGACUUGGGCCUUGGGCUCCCAGAGAAAAAGAAGAAGAAGAAGAAGGUGGUCAAAGAACUAGAGACUCAAUACUCAGUUUUAAACAGUGACAAUUAUUUCACUGAGAUCUGUCCCACAAAAGCCACAUCCCCCUCAAAGAGUGUGGUCCUGGGACAGGCAUCUGAGAUGCCUCUAGUGAAGAAAAAGAAGAAAAAGAAGGGACAUAGCACCCUCGGUGAGCAGCACUUAGAACCUGAGACCACAUUACGUGCUGGAUGGACAGAGAAGUUGCCGAGCCCCAGGAAGCAGGCUCUUGGUUCAUCUGAGUUCCAAGGUGGGGAGAAGAAAAAGAAGAGGAAGUCCUUAGGGCCUCCGGCCAUGUCCCCUGGCUCGAGAGUGAAGACCUUCCCGGACCCCAGACAGGGCGAGGAGGUGACCAGCAUUGGCAAGAAGCCCAAAAAACACAAGAAGGAGAAAAAGGCCCAGGAGGCUGCAACCUUUUCAGCCAAGAACCCUUGGUUCUGUGAGUCUGGGGAUUCUCUGUAUGCUUGCUCGGUGGGGAAGGAUGGAGAGGAGCAGACAGCCUCAGGGCGGAAACCAGGGCGGAAACGGAAGCAGGAGAGCCCCAGGGAGCACAAUGUGAAGACGAAGAAGAAAAAGAAAAUCCACCAGAAGGGAGACACCUCCCUAGGGCACCUUGAGCUCUCCAAGUCCAUUGAGGGCAUCCCCAGGAAAGGAAGUAAGAAGCCAGUCAAAGUUGAGGCUCCAGAAUACAUCCCAAUAGAACAUAACCCCAAGUCCCCUGCAAAAAAAAUGAAGGCCAAGAAAAAGGCAGAGCAGCCAGGCAUUGGGGAGCCAGCUCUGAGGAGGAAUAAAAAGAAGAAGGAGAAAGAGAGCAGAGUAGCCGGAGAGCCUUGUAAAGAGGAGCCUGACACAGACUUAGAGGUGGUGUUGGAAAAGAAAGGCAACAUGGAUGAGGCGCACAUAGACCAGGUGAGGCGAAAGGCCUUGCAAGAAGAGAUUGAUCGUGAGUCGGGCAAAACGGAAGCUUCUGAACCAAGGAAGUGGACAGGAACUCAGUUUGGCCAGUGGGAUACUGCUGGUUUUGAAAACGAGGAACAGAAACUGAAAUUUCUCAAACUUAUGGGUGGCUUUAAAAAUGUGUCACCUUCAUUCAGCCGCCCCCCUAACAUGACCGGAAGGCCCAACAUGGCUCUCAACAAGAAGGCAGCCGACACUCUGCGGCAGAACCUCCAGCAGGACUACGACCGGGCCAUGAGCUGGAAGUACAGCCGUGGCGCUGGCCUUGGCUUCUCCACCACCCCAGACAAAAUCUUUUAUAUUGACAGAAAUGCUUCCAAGUCCAUCAAAUUUGAAGAUUAAACUCUACUGUCUUGUCCUUCAAAACAGCCAGAAUUUCUUUUAUUAUUCAGUUGUGCAAAUGAAAGCCAUUUUACAGUUGUCUCGAGUCAAACCUCUGCAGAGAUUAAGGAAAACUUUGCCCAUGUGCUUGAAUGAACUGAGGUCAGGGAAGCUCAUGUUUCAGAAGUCAAGAGAACAUGUGAGUGGCUCACACUUACUAUUUUCUGUAUUAAGCAUUCCAUCCCUGUUUGAAGACAUCAGCAUAUAUAAAUAAUAGCUAAAUGUCUUGAGUGCUUAGUAUGUACCACGUACAUACUAAUGUGUUGCCCCUGCAUUAAUGCAUUUAAUCUUAAUAAUUAUGAAAUAGGUGCUAUUAUCCCCAUCUUAUAGAUGAGGAAACUGAGGUUCAGGGAUGAAGUAAUAAAAUUGCCCAGGUUCACCCAA
This is a messenger RNA of Leopardus geoffroyi (Geoffroy's cat), 1947 nucleotides long. RefSeq names its product lysine rich nucleolar protein 1 (gene KNOP1). The record is from RefSeq and is a predicted model, not a curated record. The transcript has 5 exons. Bases 139 to 1524 code for a protein of 461 amino acids. Lineage: Eukaryota; Metazoa; Chordata; Mammalia; Carnivora; Felidae.